Clonostachys rhizophaga is the source of this 1095-nucleotide messenger RNA. The record is from the annotation of a GenBank genome assembly. Lineage: Eukaryota; Fungi; Ascomycota; Sordariomycetes; Hypocreales; Bionectriaceae.
AUGCCUUCUGCGGUUCCUGUGAUUGAGCCAUAUACACAUGUUCCUGAAACAAAGGAAAAGCUCGACUGGGCAUCAUUAACGACCAUUGAUCUAUCAAAGUAUGGGACAUCAGAAGGCAAUGCUGAACUAGCUGGGACCCUGAUCCAAGCAAUCAAGACCAAGGGGUUCUUCUAUGUUACCAACUUUGGAAUUUCCCAGGACGAUGUAGAUCAGCAAUUUGCCCUCGGCCAGGCGUUUUACAAUCUACCUCUUGAACAGAGGUUACAGUAUGCCGCCGACCUGGACGCAGGAAAUUACACGGGUUAUCGACCCGCAGGGAGGCGACGAUUGAACGGUGGCCUUCCGGAAAAGACAGAAAUGUGGAAUAUGUCUACCGAAGAUGGUCAGGUCAGGCAACCUCUUCCAUAUCCCCUUGACGGCUACCGGGAUGAGAUCGAACAAUUUUCCAAGAACUUACACGACAAGAUCCUGGACCCUUUAAAUCAUUUGAUUGCUCUAGCCCUAGGAGUGCCUGAAGACACUUUUCAAAACUUCCAUAAAUGGAACCUGAAUGAUGAAUCGCACUUGAGAUAUAUGAGAUAUUCCAAGUUCACGCCCGAGGAGGUUGAUUCUCUGAAGGACAACCUUUGGAUUCACGGACAUACUGAUUUGGGAUCUUGGACCUUGCUCUUCCGUCAGCCUGUUGCGGGUCUUCAAAUCCGCGAUCCCGAGUCGAAUGAAUGGAAAUGGGCAAAGCCACUUAAUGCGAGCUUGACGGUCAAUACUGGCGAUGCCCUCAGUUAUUUGACUGGAGGCUACAUUAAGUCUACCGUUCACAGGGUCAAAGUGCCGCCAAAGGAUCAGCGGGACGUUGAUCGCUUGGGUCUAAUGUACUUCAGCCGCCCCAGGAACGAUCUGCCACUCAAGACAAUUGAUUCACCCAUUCUUCAGCAAGCAGGAGCGAAGAAUGAUUUUGAGUCCGGCGGACACAAGAUACCAACAAUGGAGGAAUUUACCAAGUUGAAGCAAAAAUGGAAUCAGCGUCCUGGAUUCAGUGAGGACCAAGUCGAGGGAAAGGAAAUUCUCCCUGGUGUUGUUCAAAAACGCCUGGUUUAG